Molecule: messenger RNA, 2438 nt
Organism: Dermatophagoides pteronyssinus (European house dust mite)
Lineage: Eukaryota; Metazoa; Arthropoda; Arachnida; Sarcoptiformes; Pyroglyphidae
Source: RefSeq, a predicted model, not a curated record
AUUCACAACAAUAUUGCGCGCAGAGAAUUCUCUUUUUCAUGUCAUUUGAUGAAAUUCGAAUAUUUCAUCAUUAAGAAUUACAACACAUUUCAUUUUCUUUUUAAAAAUGGUACAACUCCGUUGUCGAUUUGGCCAUCCAAUUAUUCAAUCGUUACCUAUUGCUCAGAUUGUACUCACUAAUCAAAAAAAAGCUUUUUGUGAUUCUUGUUUCAAAAAGAUUGAAGAAACUCAACCCAUAAAAUGUUCACGUUGUAAUAAUGGUUACUAUUGUUCCAAAAUUUGUUUAGAAAAUGAAUUAUCUCAACAUCAAAUGGAAUGUCAGUUUAAUUUAUUUGAAAAGAUUAAAAAAUGCUUUUCGACAUCGAUCAAAAUUCAUACAACUGAUUCGUUGAGUCAACCUGAUCAAUUCAAUUUGGAAAAUUUUUUUGAUCAAAAUGAUUUAAUUGACAUUACUUUGCUGUUUUUUCGUUUGUUGAAGACUUUACUGCUCGAUAUUGGUGAUAAUUCACAGUUUUUACAAUACAAAAAUCCAAAAGGUUCAUUCAAUUGGAGGGAUCUAUCUAUAUCGAUGAAUUCGACAUCGUUUCCAAAGCGAUUAUUAAAACCAAAAAAUAAUUUGUCACUUUAUUUGUCUCGAUUUGAUUAUUUGAAUGAAGAGGAAAUCCAAGAAUUGGACGAAUUAAUUGGCUUAGAUUUAUCUGACGAAGAAUUAUUCAAAUCAGUUUUUAUUGAACAUAAUGUAAAAAGUUGUUUGAACGAUGUGAUUGAAAUCAUUUCCGAAGAGGCUUCAUCUGAUCAAUCCGCUUCAACCAUGGAAAAUCAAAAAUCCAUUCAACAUAAAAAUGAUGAUAUUUAUGAUGAUAUAUUUUACUAUGACAGUCAUACAAGUGAUCAAAUCAAUGCUAAUGAAGCAAGUUGUCUUUUAAAUUUCGAUUCAUCUUUGUUAGACAAAUGUGAAGAAGAAGCUAUUCAAAUAUUAAAAACAAAUUAUCGUUUGCUUUUCUUGGAAAAUCUGUUGAAACGUUCGAAAACACAAAAUAAUGAAUUUGAUUUCUAUUAUAGCGUUUGGUUAGAUUUGAUCUUAAAAUUACUAUUAACUGAUAAAAGUCUGAAUGAUUAUCUUUGUAAACCAGAUUUCUAUGACAUUGAAAAAAUUUUUUUCAUCACCAUACGAUAUUCGAUUGCGAUAACUGAUGAACUACUAUUUAUUCCUUUUGCUCGUGCUAUUUAUGUUCCGUUAAUUGAAAGGAAACAUUCAUGCUUGCCAAACACAUCUUUGAUUUUUGCUGGUAAUCAGCUAAACUUAUAUUAUUUACCUGAGAAAAAAGAAGAGAUAUCAAAAGUUGAAUUUAACUUGCCUUUACAUCAAAUCAGAGUGGAUUUCAAUCACGAAAUAUCUACCAAAGAAGAUUCAUUUACUUUGUACUUUUGGAAUCGGCUUCGGUUAUUGAACUGUGCAUGUACACGUUGUUCACAAACUAAAAAACAACUUCGUUCCGGUGUCAAUGAAUGGGCUAAUCACUUUAUUGAAGAAAAUGAAGAUUUUAUCGAUCAAGAAAACGUUAACAGAAUAGAUGAGGAAAACUGCUUCAAUUUUACCACCGAUAAUGAUUAUGACAUGCUUUUUGCCCGCAAUAAUAUGGAAGAUUCUCUUGUUUUUGACGAGGAAAAUUCGUCUAACUUUGCUGAAGAAGAAAUUGAUGAAAAAAAUAGUAUGAUGGUUGAUUAUGAUGAUAGUAUUGAAAAAUUGAACCAAGUGUUUAAUGAAUAUGGAAAUCGAUUAGAUUUGCAGCAUUCUACUCGAAUUCAAGAGAUUCUCUGCGAAACACUGCAAUCAUUACGUAAAGUUUUUGGUCAUUAUCAUACACAAAUAACUCUAAUAUUGUUGAAGGUUAUUUUUCAUAAUUUUAUCAUUAUCAAAUCUUGUCGUGAUAAUGUUAAAAUAUUUUUUCGAUUUCUUUAUUUACAUCAUUAUAUUAUCGAGCUUAUAGAUUCUCUUACAAUAACUCAUGGCUUCGAAAAUGGCUGGAUUUUAAAAAUAAAUGUUACACAUCAAACUUGUCACAAUAUAAUGACCGAAAUAUUCAAUAACUAUGCAACUGAAAUAAACAAUUUGCAGAUAAAACUUGACAAACGUUCAUACAAAUUGGUUGAUAUCCAAUCGCCGAAUAGAUGUGCCGAUCUUGUUAUAUCAAGUGAAGAACUUAAUGUAAUUCAAAAACAUAUCGAUACUGAAAAUAAUAAAAAUUUAAAUUAUUGUUAUUAUAAUCCAUAUGGUCAUUAUGAAUCAGCAAUGAUGGUGGAUUAUGAAUUCAAUGUUAAUGUUGACAAAACGAUUAACGAAAAGGUGGACAAAAUCUUGGCCAGUUUUAACGAAAUUUUCAAUCUGCGAAAUGAUUGCUAAAUUAGUAUUUUUUCCAUUGAAAACAAAUCAACUC